Messenger RNA from Spinacia oleracea (spinach), 741 nucleotides. RefSeq lists its product as uncharacterized. The transcript is spliced from 4 exons. Bases 75 to 533 code for a protein of 152 amino acids. The record is from RefSeq and is a predicted model, not a curated record. NCBI's taxonomy places the organism in Eukaryota, Viridiplantae, Streptophyta, Magnoliopsida, Caryophyllales, Amaranthaceae.
GUUAAUUGUGAACCACUCCACUCCAGAAAACUUAAAGGGCUGUUUGGUUCUUCCUUAUUCCUAAUUCCUAAACAAUGGACACUCUUUCUUCCCUUUCCACCUUCCCUCUUAUCCCUCUUAACUUUACUAAUUCCUCAAGCAAUAACCAAACACGUCUAAUCAACCAAAGUGGUAAAUCAUUAAUUAAUUAUCACCUUAAUCCUAAAUUAAGAAACUCAACAAAACAAUAUUAUAAUUGUAUCAAAGUUAGGCAAUUGGAGGUGAGGGUGAAAGCAAUAGAUGAUGUUUCAGGAGCAAUUGGAGAUCCAGCUCAAGCUCAACUUACUUGGCAAAUCAUUGUUGGCUCUCUAGCUGGUGUCAUACCUUUUAUUGUUGCGGGAAUUGAAUUCAGCAAAAGAAUUGCAGCACAAAGAAGGUGUGAGGUUUGUGGAGGUUCGGGAUUAGUUUUAAGGGACAAAAAAUACUAUUUCAAGUGCCCUGGUUGUGGGGGUUUUCUACCAUGGCAAUCUUGGAAAAGAUUCUUUUCGGGAUGAUAUAGGGGUUGUUUGGUUAUAAUAUUCGAUCGUGAGAAGAAAAAAUGUUUUCCAACUACAGAGAAGAGAUUAAUAGAAAUUAAGUGAAUUUACUUACCAAUGUUUAUACAAAAACCCUCUAUUAUGUACACCUAGUCGACCAGCUUAUGUCAAAAACAUAGGUUAGCACUAUGAAAUUACACCUUUUUUUAUUUUUUAUUUUAUCUUA